Molecule: messenger RNA, 710 nt
Organism: Nomia melanderi (Alkali bee)
Lineage: Eukaryota; Metazoa; Arthropoda; Insecta; Hymenoptera; Halictidae
Product: insulin-like growth factor 2 mRNA-binding protein 3-A
Molecular function (GO): mRNA binding
Source: RefSeq, a predicted model, not a curated record
UCUCGUGCGAUAUCAAGAACACCGACAUAGUUGUCGUCCGCGAUACGUGCCACUGAUCCACACGGGCGAACAGUUUUCGCGAUCCUCGCGGUGUCGAAGCGUGCGAGUGCCACUGCUCUCGUGUCGAAAAUUCCUAUCGGUGAAUCCCACCACCCCCUCCACCCACGCGCGCCUAAUCCACGCGUUCGCGUCCCGUUUCGUUCCGGGUGUGGAUUGUUCAAUCGUUCAAUCGUUUUUUUUUCUUAUUUUCCCGCCAUCCUUAGUUUUUUUUCCUUGUUUUUUCUCUGUUCCUCGCGAUACAUCGCAUUUUCAUCGGCGUUCCCACCACUGGGCAUCGCCAGGGAUCGUUCGAACGCGUGACACACUAAGGUUGCAAAUUUCCGAAGCCACGUGACCGAGACGCGCAUCUCGUGGAAGAAUCACCGGUUACUCGUAGCGUCCAACGAACGCAACAAGACCAAAUCAACAUGUCCAAGUUGUACGUGGGCAAUCUGCCGUCGAACUGCAACGAGAGGGCCCUCAGGCAACUCUUCCAGGAUCACAAUUUGUCGUGUACCACGAUCAUGGUGAAACGUGGCGGUUACGCAUUCAUCGAUUGCACCGAUCAGUCUGUGGCGGAUCGCGCGAUCGACAAACUUAACGGAUAUACAUAUCUCGGAUCAGCCCUUGUCGUCGAGCCAUCUGUAGCUAAUGGACCGAAGAAAUGGUGA